Carassius auratus (goldfish) is the source of this 3339-nucleotide messenger RNA. RefSeq names its product G protein-coupled receptor kinase 7a (gene grk7a). The record is from RefSeq and is a predicted model, not a curated record. The coding region runs from base 122 to 1771 and encodes 549 amino acids. Gene Ontology annotation, cellular component: cytoplasm. Gene Ontology annotation, molecular function: ATP binding; rhodopsin kinase activity. Lineage: Eukaryota; Metazoa; Chordata; Actinopteri; Cypriniformes; Cyprinidae. Gene Ontology annotation, biological process: protein phosphorylation; signal transduction; regulation of signal transduction. The transcript has 4 exons.
GGCUCAUUCGCGCCUUGGCUUCGAAGCGAGUCACACAAACGCACUGGCAGUCAUCUUCUAGCCUGAUACCGCAUACAGCUUUCCAUUUCUGUGGGGUGACUAGCCCGACACAGCCGCCACAAUGUGUGACAUGGGGGGACUUGAUAACUUGGUGGCCAACACGGCCUACCUAAAAGCCCAAGGGGGUGAUGACAAGGAAAUGAAGAAACGUCGCCGAAGUCUCUCUCUACCCAAGCCUGAACAAUGUGCGGCACUCAGGUCGACUCUGGACAAGGACUUUGAAUCCCUCUGCGAAAAGCAACCUAUCGGAAAAAGGUUUUUUCGCCAGUACCUGGAUCAAGCGGGGCCAGAGUGCAAUGCUGCUGCAGAAUUUCUGGAUGAUCUGAAUGAUUGGGAGCUGUCAGAGGCCGCUGCCAAAGACAAGGCCCGCACAAAUAUCAUCAAUAAGUUCUGCAAAGAUGGCUCCAAGAGCUUCCUCACCUUCCUGACUGGAGAUGUGGCAACCAAGUGCAAAGCGGUUACUGACAAAGACUUCGAGGAGGUGAUGGGGCAGGUGAAGGAGGCCACCAAAGAGUUCCUAAAAGGCAAGCCGUUUACAGAUUACCAGACAAGCGAAUUAUUUGAAAAGUUUUUGCAGUGGAAAGAGUACGAGAAACAGCCAAUCACUGAAAAGUACUUUUAUGAAUUCAGGACACUUGGAAAAGGCGGAUUUGGAGAGGUGUGUGCAGUGCAGGUUAAGAACACCGGCCAGAUGUAUGCCUGCAAGAAGCUCUGCAAGAAGCGCCUCAAGAAGAAACAUGGCGAGAAAAUGGCCCUGCUAGAGAAGAAGAUCUUGGAGAAGGUCAACAGUCUGUUCAUUGUCAGCCUGGCCUAUGCUUACGACACUAAGACCCAUCUCUGUCUGGUCAUGAGCUUGAUGAAUGGAGGUGACCUCAAGUAUCACAUCUAUAACAUUGGCGAGAAGGGUAUCGAAAUGGAACGGAUCGUCUAUUAUACAGCGCAGAUUACAACCGGGAUGCUUCACCUGCAUAACAUGGACAUUGUGUACCGUGACAUGAAGCCAGAGAAUGUGCUGUUAGAUAGCCAAGGCCAGUGCCGUCUUUCAGAUCUUGGUCUCGCUGUGGAGAUUCCUGUUGGAAAGACCACCACCCAGAAGGCUGGAACGGGUGCAUAUAUGGCACCUGAAAUCCUCACUGAAACCCCAUACAGGACAUCAGUGGAUUGGUGGGCUCUUGGUUGCAGUAUCUAUGAAAUGGUAGCUGGCUACACCCCGUUCAAAGGCCCUGAAGCUAAGAAGGAGAAAGUGGAGAAGGAGGAGGUACAGAGGCGCAUCAUUAACGAGGAACCUAAAUUUGAGCACAAGAACUUUAACGCCCCCACUAUAGACAUAAUCAAGCAGUUCCUCAAGAAGAAGGUUGAUGAACGUCUUGGCUGCAAGGGUGAUGAUCCAAGGAAGCAUGAGUGGUUCAAGUCCAUCAACUUUGCUCGUUUGGAGGCUGGCCUUAUCGAUCCACCCUGGGUGCCCAAACCCAACGUUGUCUAUGCAAAGGAUACAGGUGACAUUGCCGAGUUCUCUGAAAUCAAGGGUAUAGAGUUUGAUGCAAAGGAUGACAAGUUCUUCAAGGAGUUUAGCACGGGUGCUGUGUCCAUUGCCUGGCAAAAGGAGAUGAUUGACACUGGACUCUUUGAUGAGCUCAACGACCCCAACCGGAAAGAAUCAUCCGGUGGUUUAGAUGGUGAUAAGAAAUCAGGCACUUGCACGCUUCUGUGAGAGGACCAAUCCAGCCACCCCAGCAAAUGCUUUCAAUGGCAUCACUAAUAUGAAUGAAACUGUGCUCUGUUUCGAAGAAGAGUGGACCGUGACAACAGAGUUGGGACAUUAGUCCAUUGUAGCAUAGAAGGAGAUUCUUAUUGCUUCAGCUGCACAGCCACAUGGUCUGAGAAACACUCUAGACCACCCAUGAUGUGGUGGACUGAGCUUUGGACCAGUCAGGAAAGGUCUUCUCUGCAGUUCCUUUAUGUCUCGUGAAGUAGUCAACCUCCUAUCCAACAGGGGGAGCAAGUAAAAGUACUAUUCCCAAUUGAGAAGAUGCUAGAAGAGUAGAAGACUACAAGCCACCUAAAGAUUGUUAUGUAACAAUAGCGACUCAGUGUAAUCGGCAGCAGUUUGUGAUCAGAAGGCAGAGAUGCGUUGAUAUGCAAAGUGGAGUCAUACCUAAAAAGCAGCAGCUUGUGUUUCAAACAUCUCCUGCCUUUGCCAAAUCACAGUUUAUUUUGUGGAUUAGUUCACUGUGUGCUAGUACACAAUUGGCAUCUACUGUACACAUACUCUUUGUAAGACUUUAAGAGGCUACUGAAGGUCAGGCCCAGAUGGAAUCUGCGGAAUUCGUUCUCGUUGUUUGAAUUUGGAAUUCUGUGGCAUGUUCUACAAGCUUACAGGUAGCUGAAAGCUAAAUUAAUUGAGCCAGAGUUCCUCUAUCCACCAAUCGAUCAACCAUUUGUCCUAGGGUUGCUUGUGCCUGUCCCAGCAUCUCAAGCGGGACAGGGAAAUGGCUAGUCCAUCACAGGGUCAAAUUUGUGAAAAUGUGUAACAAAAUAAUUGUGAAGGAUGCAAAAAUGUUCUAAUGGUGGGUGCUCCAAUUUCACAGAUUCCAUGUGGGCCUGAAACAUCUACAUGCUAACAAAGUGCAUUUGAAUGUAAUUGCUUAACAGAGCUCUGACGAUCUCUGUUGUAGAGAAUGUCGCACUAAUUAUAAACUCAUGACCUCCACGUUUGUGAUCUUUGAUAGCAGUGCUUUUCUGAUUCUGCACCUUGUGUGUAUAAAUAUGUACAUAUAAAUAUGAAUAAAUCAACAUAUAUUAUUAGCUCUGAAAUGAAAUGAAAUCAGAGCUUGCUUGUUUAGCAUUUAAAGGUAAUUCCAUUUGUGUUUCGUUCUCAUGUCCCAUCAUAACAGAGUGGUAAAUGUCUACACAGUAGACAGCCUUCCUUUACAGAUAACUUCAGCUGAAAGAGGUCAGUCCUCAAGGGCACAGAUAGUGGGCUUUGGCACGGAUUCGUCUUCUAAAUCCUCACCAGUCGCACGAUGUAACCAAGGUGUAGGUUAUGCCCUCUUCCAGUCUUGAGUGGUGUUGCUUCUAUGAUGAUGAGCAACAGCAAACAAUUGUUAUUGUGACAUAAAGUGGAACAAACUACCUGUCUGCAAAUGAAUUAUUUGUUCUGUGUCUUUUUGAGGCAAGUAAUAAUGACAGGAUGUUAUUUUAUAUAAGGUUUAGAGAUUUCAGAUAUUCAACAGGGGCAUGUAUUCAAAAUGGGUCAAUAAAAAGUUUAUUUCUUUUACA